UUUAUUAAGUGGGGUCAUCAUAUAGCAUAAAAAAGUGAGGAAAAAAAAAAACCUUACGCUAUAUAAAGGUAACUUCAACCUUCAAAUUUCUUCGUACCACAAAUUUGAACACACUUCACUAAAACUAUAUUAAUCUCUUUCUUCAAUCUAGUUUCUCUCUAAAUUAGAAACAACAAAAACCUAGGUUUCUAUCAUAUUAUAUUAGCUCAUAAGUUAUUAAGCAUCAUUAGUUAGCUAAUACAAUUAUAAGUAUCCUCUUGAUUAGUAGUAUAAUUCAUAGAAGAUGGAAAAUAAUGAUGAUCAAAACAAUAUGAUGAACACAAAAAGAUACGCUCUUCUACUAGCAGCACAUGACUCAGAGUACGUGAAAAAAGUGUAUGGAGGAUACUUCAAUGUUUUCGUGGUGGCUUUCGGGGAAGAAGGAGAGGUAUGGGAUUUGUAUAGGGUUGUAGAGGGUGAAUUUCCAAAUAUGAAUGAGCUUGAGAUGUAUGAUGGGUUUGUAGUUAGUGGGAGUCCUUUUGAUGCUUAUGGAAAUGAGUAUUGGAUCCUUGAGCUUUGCAUUCUUUUGCAAACUCUUGAUUCCAUGCAAAAGAAAAUUCUCGGCAUUUGCUUUGGUCACCAGGUGUUAUGCAGGGCAUUGGGAGGAAAAGUGGCAAGAUCUCCCACAGGAUGGGAUAUAGGAUUAAGAGAAAUAAAAAUAAAUAACAAGGAAUUUUUGACCUCUCAACUUAAUUUAGAGGUUUCAAAUCAUGAAAUUCCACAAACCCUAACAAUAAUUAAAUGCCAUCAAGAUGAAGUGUGGGAGGUGCCAAUUGAUGCUGAAGUUGUUGCAUUUUCUGAUAAGACAAAGGUGGAAAUGUUUACAAUUGGCAACCACAUUUUCGGUAUUCAAGGUCAUCCCGAAUAUACCAAAGACAUUCUUUACAACCUUAUUGAUCGUCUACUUACCAACGGUUCUAUAGUGGAAGAAUUUGCUGAAGCAUCAAGGUCGAAAAUAGAAAACAUCGAGCCUGAUAGAAAACACUUGGAGAAGAUUUGCAAAAACUUUCUCAAGGGAAGCCAUAAUUCUUCUUAUGGAUUUGUUGAACUUUUCUAAUCUAAUAUAACAAUUAUUGUUCAAGUAUUGUACAGUCCAAACUACCUAAACAGUAGACCAAGCUAAGUUGUUAACUUGUUUAACACCAAGUUAAGUUGUUAACUUAAUUACAAGUUAUCCGAUUAUGCUAAUAUUAUGUUACUAUUAUGUCUUGACCAUGUUUACAACUAUGAGUCUAUGAUAUAUUAAUUUAAGCAUUAAAUUGUUGGACUUGGGGUCAACCUGUUCUUCUAUUAAUAUCUUCCAAAACUGGGCUAGGAUUGAUUUAUGCAUGGUUUAGAAUUGUCGUUGAUAGGGGUACCCAAGGGGUUCUAGUUCCAUAAAUUUAAGGUCUCCAUUCUGUUUCUCAAAACUGCAGGUUACUAACAUGUUUCGGUUUCAAUUCUGAAUACUUUAAACUUUAGCUCACCCCUAGUCGAUAAUGUCCAGCGUGUAAAGUGUCACACAUGAUUCCAGCUAUAU
Molecule: messenger RNA, 1558 nt
Organism: Chenopodium quinoa (quinoa)
Lineage: Eukaryota; Viridiplantae; Streptophyta; Magnoliopsida; Caryophyllales; Amaranthaceae
Product: gamma-glutamyl peptidase 3-like
Exons: 3
Coding region: 284-1096 (270 amino acids)
Cellular component (GO): cytosol
Source: RefSeq, a predicted model, not a curated record